CUAGAAAGAAACAGAAGGAAGCGCGCGAAAGAGACGAGUGAAGAUGAGCCACCAGUCGGGAGACAUAGACAGGAAGAGCAGACAGAACGAGAGAAGGAGAUGGCGAAGGAGAUGUUUAGGAUGCAACAACGAUAUGAAGAACAGCUGAAGGUGAUGAGCUAUGAAAUCCAGAAGCUGAAAGCCGCUCAGUUCAACUCUGCUCUGACACCCUCAACACCGUCAACAUCAAGAGCUAGAACGGCCACGCCCGUCUUAGGAUUGAGAACUGUUGGACCAGCGGAGCUAUUUGCAAGAAUGGCACCCAGUCCCCGACGACGAGGGGGAAAUGAGGGUGAAGAUCCUCUUGGAUUCGACAGACUCAUAACGGGCAAGAAGGCGGUUGUUGCCGAACCUGGCGAGGAAGGGAAGAAGAAGUUCCUGGAAGACACUAACCGGUUCCUGAAGGCGAAGAAUGUCCAGACCUUGUCCAAGAUGUGCAAAGACGAGAAGAUUAUCGACAAAAUACCGACUCCGUUGAUGGACGCCGGAGUAGAGGUUGUCGACCUUCACGCCAACAUUGCGAACAUCGACCACGAGUUCAAGACGCAACGCGAGGAUCACCCGGUGAACUUCUACCGCCUCACCGUUCAUGUUCGUGAUUGGAACGGAGUAGUAGUCCCAUGCACAUUAGCUCCUCCUCACCCUUCAGUCAGCUGUCACAUGGUAUCCGCCGCAAGCAUGCGAGCUUCCAUCAUCAAAGACGACAUCGAGGAGAUGGGGGUGUGUUUUCUCCACGCCCUCCCGCCCCAUGACGCUUCAUCGACGGACUCUUCUUCGGAUCCACGCAUCACCGAGCUUCUCGACGCCUACGGCGACGUGUUCGAAGGCCCGUAUGGAGUAGUACCGGAUCGGCCCAUCCGCCACGAGAUCAUCCUCGAGGACGGGGCCGUACCUCCGCGCGGUUGCAUCUACCGAAUGAGCGAGGAAGAGUUAAGUGUGCUUCGGGCACAACUCAACGAUCUUCUCGAGAAAGGCUGCAUUCGGCCUAGCUCAUCGCCAUACGGUGCUCCGUUCUCUUUGUCCGGAAGAAGAACAAGGAUUUGCGGUUGUGCAUCGAUUAUCGCAUGCGCGUUGCCAUAUGGUGCUCCUGUUCUCUUCGUCCGAAAGAAGAACAAGGAUUUGCGGUUGUGCAUCGAUUAUCGCAAGCUCAACGCGCAGACGAUCAGAAACGCCGGCCCUCUCCCGCGCAUCGACGACCUUCUCGAACGACUGGGCGGCGCCAAGUUCUUCUCCAAGCUCGAUCUCAAGUCGGGAUAUCACCAACUCGAGAUUCGGCAGGAGGACCGCUACAAGACCGCGUUUAAGACGCGAUAUGGGCAUUUCGAAUGGCUGGUUUUGCCAUUUGGCCUUACGAAUGCCCCGACCACUUUCCAAGCGGCUAUGACAACGGAGUUCCGACACAUGCUGGAUCGAUUCGUACUUAUCUACCUCGACGACAUCCUGGUGUACAGCCGGAGUUUGGAGGAGCAUGUGGAACACAUGCGCACCGUUUUGGAGCGGCUACGACAAGCCAAGUACAAAGCCAACCUUGACAAGUGCGAAUUCGCGCGGCACGAGCUGGAGUACUUGGGACAUUAUGUGACGCCGCAAGGCAUCCGUCCGCUUGCGGACAAGAUCGAGGCCCUACGAGUAUGGCCCGAGCCCACCAACACCACGGACGUUCGUUCAUUCAUGGGAUUGGCGGGCUACUAUCAGCGAUUCAUCAACGGAUACUCGAGGAUUGCUGCACCUAUGACGAGAUUACAAUCGCCAAAGGUGCCAUUCGUAUUCGAUGACGACGCACGCCGGUCAUUCCAAGCACUUAAGGCGGCUAUGCUCAUGGCACCCGUCCUUAGCAUCUAUGACCCCACCCUGCCUACGAAAGUGACAACUGACGCUUCCGGCUAUGGCAUUGGGGCAGUCUUGGAACAACACGACGGCGACGACUGGCACCCUGUGGAGUAUUUCAGCCACAAAGUGCCUCCCAUCAACUCCCUUGAUGAUGCACGGAAGAAGGAGCUGCUCGCAUUCGUCAUGGCUCUCAAACGAUGGCGGCACUUCCUCCUUGGGCGGCGUAGGUUCACAUGGGUUACGGACAACAAUCCAUUGACCUACUACAAGACGCAGGAUACAGUGAGCAGCACGAUGGGACAAUGGAUGUACUUCAUCGACCAAUUUGACUUCACACCAAAACAUCUUCCCGGCCUCUCCAAUCGCGCAGCAGAUGCACUCUCGCGAAGACCUGAUCUUUACGCUAUGACACAUCAUGCCUUCGCAUUCGACGAGGAGCUCCAGCGACACUUCAUCAGGGGCUAUGAGUCCGAUCCAGAUUUCGCCACGCUAUAUGCGCAGCUAUCUUCGGAUCACCCGCCGGCCGACCACUAUCGCAUCGCGGAUCGGUACUUGCUCCUGCACUCGCGGGGCAAGGACUUACUAUGUGUCCCACACGACCGCCGUCUUCGGACUCGCCUCCUCGACGAGUAUCAUGAUUCGCGACUCGCCGGCCAUUUCGGAGUCAACCGCACUAUUGCACGGCUUCGACAGCGAUUCCGAUGGCCCGACCUCAUUACCGAUGUCACUCGGUAUUGCGACUCUUGCGAAGUUUGCCGACGAAGCAAACCCCACAACUGCAACCCCUAUGGCGAGCUGCGCCCGAUGCCGAUCCCGCAGGAACCCGGUCUCUCCAUUGCCAUGGAUGUCACCGGACCAUUCCCCCGCGAGCGCCUCAGACACGACGGCAUCCUCACGGUYGUGGACCGAUUGACCGAUGACGAUGAUGAUGAUGAUGAUGAUGAUGAUGAAGCCGGCGCUACCGAUGAUGAUGGUGAUCAUGAUGACGAUGAUGCAAAUGACAAUUACAGUAAGGUAACCAAUAAGAUAAUUGAUGAUGAUGGCGACGGCAACAAUCAUUACGAUGGAACUGUUUAGGGAAGGGGGAAGGCGGAAGGGGACCAUGAUGGUGAUGAUGAUCAUGACGGUAGAGCAGGCGAUAAGAAUCUUGGGGGCUAGAAGAAUCUUGGGGGCUAGUUCAAGUUCAAUGAUGACGACAAUGGUGGCGGCAUUAUUUGCUACGACAAAUCCCAUGGCACAAAAGACAAACGACCACAUUCUGACGCAACAAAUAUGCAACCCUUGG
Molecule: messenger RNA, 3154 nt
Organism: Chara braunii
Lineage: Eukaryota; Viridiplantae; Streptophyta; Charophyceae; Charales; Characeae
Source: the annotation of a GenBank genome assembly